AUGUUUCAGGCGGCGCUCAUCAAACUGUGGGAAGAGUAUCUGGAGUGCAGACCCGAGAUCGAGAUGCCGGCGCAAGUGAUGCAAUGCAUGGAACUGGUGAUCGACCCGACGAACCCCGCGCGCAUGAUCGAGAUGAAGAGAGUGCACGGCGAGAACGAUUGCGGCAUGUGCGCCUGGAGAAUGACCUUGUUCACGCCCGAGUACCCCGACGGGCGCGACAUCGUGGUCAUCGGCAACGACAUCACGCAUUUGUUGGGCGUUUUCGGCCCCAAAGAGGAUAUGGUGUUCCAGAAGGCCAGCGAAAGGGCGCGCGCGAUGGGAGUGCCGCGCAUCUACUUGUCGGCCAAUUCGGGCGCGCGGAUCGGUUUGGCCGAAGAGGUGAAGGGACACUUCCAGGUGGCGUGGUUUGACGAGACCAAUCCCGACAAAGGGUUCAAAUACUUGUAUUUAACGCCCGAACAAUACAAACGCGUCUCGGAGUCCGUGAAAGUGGAGCUCAUUGUGGAGGAUGGAGAGACGCGAUACAAGAUCACAGACAUCAUCGGUCAGGGCGAAGGACUCGGCGUCGAGAACCUGAAGUACGCGGGAAUGAUUGCCGGCGAGUCGUCGCAGGCGUACAAUGAGAUCGUGACCAUAACGAUGGUCACGUGUCGCGCCAUCGGAAUCGGCUCGUAUUUGGCGCGUCUGUCGCAGCGCGUGAUCCAAAUCGACAAUUCGCAUAUCAUUCUGACGGGUGCCGGCGCUCUCAACAAACUGCUCGGCCGCGAAGUCUACACUUCCAACAACCAAUUGGGCGGAAUUCAAAUCAUGUACGCCAAUGGCGUGUCCCACUGCACCGCUCAGGACGACCUCGAGGGCGUGUCCACUGUUCUCAAGUGGCUGUCUUACAUCCCGUGUCGGCGUUUCUCUCCUCUCCCGAUGAUCGAGUCUUUGGAUCCGAUCGACCGCGAGGUUGUCUUCACGCCCACGUCUUCGCCUUACGACCCGCGAUGGCUAUUGCAGGGCAGAGAGAACCCGCAGGGCGUCUGGGAGGACGGCUUCUUUGAUCGCGGCUCGUGGCAGGAGAUCCUGUCGGGUUGGGCGCUCACAGUCGUGGCCGGAAGGGCGCGAUUGGGCGGAAUCCCCGUCGGAGUGAUUGCCGUCGAGACGCGAACCAUUGAGCUGAUCAUUCCGGCCGAUCCCGCGAAUCUCGACUCCGAGACCAAAGUGGUGUCUCAAGCGGGACAGGUCUGGUUCCCCGACUCGGCCUACAAGACGGCGCAAGCCAUCGAAGACUUUGCCCGCGAAGACCUGCCGCUCAUAAUCUUCGCGAAUUGGCGCGGAUUCUCCGGCGGAAUGAAAGACAUGUACGACCAGGUCGUCAAAUUCGGCGCCUAUAUUGUGGACGCUCUGCACGAAUACAAACAACCCAUUGUUGUCUACAUUCCGCCGUUCGCCGAACUCAGAGGCGGCGCGUGGGCUGUGCUCGACGCGACCAUAAAUCCGCGACACAUGAAGAUGUUCGCCGAUCCGGACGGCAGAGGCGGCGUUCUGGAGCCCGAGGGAACCGUCGAGAUUCGGUUCCGCGCCAAAGACUUGGUGAAGACAAUGCAUCGCUGCGACAACGGCUGCAAAGACCUCUUGAAGCAAAUAAACGAAAGCAAUUCCGCGGACGAGAAGAAGCGAUUGGAGCGCGAAUUGGCGGACAGGGAGUCGUCGCUGAUGGGAAUGUACCAUCAGGUGGCGCUUUCCUUCGCCGAUCUUCACGACACGCCGAACCGAAUGUACGAAAAGGGAUGCAUUACUGACGUUGUCUUGUGGCACAAAUCGCGGCUUUACUUCUACUGGCAUUUGCGGCGCGCACUCAACGAGAACCGCGGAUGCAUUACUGACGUUGUCUUGUGGCACAAAUCGCGGCUUUACUUCUACUGGCAUUUGCGGCGCGCACUCAACGAGAACCGCGUUAUCGACGAAAUCCAAGCCAUUGUGCAGAACAAGAAUGAAUUGGAGGCCAAGUCUAUGAUUAGGCGUUGGUUUAUAGAGCACUGCGGACAACACAACCAACACUUAUGGGACGACAACCGAGCGGUCGCCGAAUGGCUGUCCACUCAACUCGAGACCACGUCUUCGACUGUCAUUGAGAACAUUCGCUGCAUUCAAAGAGAUGCGCUCACUCAACAGAUCCAGGGCUUCUAUACGGACUUCCCUUCGGCCACUUUCGACUCUUUGGUGCAAUUGAUUCACUCGGGAAUGACUCACUCGAACCGAAUGUACGAAAAGGGAUGCAUUACUGACGUUGUCUUGUGGCACAAAUCGCGGCUUUACUUCUACUGGCAUUUGCGGCGCGCACUCAACGAGAACCGCGUUAUCGACGAAAUCCAAGCCAUCGUUCAGAACAAGAACGAAUUGGAGGCCAAGUCUAUGAUCAGACGGUGGUUUAUAGAGCACUGCGGACAACACAACCAACACUUAUGGGACGACAACCGAGCGGUCGCCGAAUGGCUGUCCACUCAACUCGAGACCACUUCUUCGACUGUCAUUGAGAACAUCCGCUGCAUUCAAAGAGAUGCGCUCACUCAACAGAUCCAGGGCUUCUAUACGGACUUCCCUUCGGCCACUUUCGACUCUUUGGUGCAAUUGAUUCACUCGGGAAUGACUCGUCAGCAGAGGACAGACCUUUUGGCCACUUUGGUCUCUCUCGACGCUCAGACCCCGAAGUCUCCCCAAAUGACCGCUUCUUCGGCCGACAGCAGCGAAAGCGUCGACAUUAAGAGCGAAGAAACGGUUCUCAAAGAGGAAGAAAUCUAAAUCUAUUUUUUAUACAAUAUUUAGUGAAAUAAUUGUUGAGUUUUUUAUAUUUUUAAAAUACAUUCCAUUAAUAAAUGUCUUUAAAAGAGA
Medioppia subpectinata is the source of this 2877-nucleotide messenger RNA. The record is from the annotation of a GenBank genome assembly. Lineage: Eukaryota; Metazoa; Arthropoda; Arachnida; Sarcoptiformes; Oppiidae.